Arabis nemorensis is the source of this 1050-nucleotide messenger RNA. Lineage: Eukaryota; Viridiplantae; Streptophyta; Magnoliopsida; Brassicales; Brassicaceae. The record is from the annotation of a GenBank genome assembly.
AUGGCUACAUAUCCGGCUCUCGCUCUCUCGACAUGGGGUCUGGUGAACCNGACCGCGUCAUCCUUACUCUCCGUCUUCCACCUCCUGAGUUUGACAUCUCCGGUGGCACCAAACCCUCCCAAACCACCUGUGCCUCCAGAUCCGCCGCCUGCUCUUUAUCCGUCGUUGUGGACCUCCAGCUCUUCCGCUGUUGAGAUCUCUUCAAGCGAAACUCUACCGGUUGCUCCGGUGGUCACCUCUGCGGAAAAACCUUCUCUACUGAGAACAAGAAAACCAUUGUUGUUGUUGCUAUCUUUCCUGCUCUGUCACGAAGAUUGCUCGUCUCCCUUGUCGGUGAAGGAAAUCCGGUUGUUUUGGUUGCCGGUGAGGAAAAUCCAGCGACCCUUGUCUCUGCACAUGGCCCACGAGUUUUGCAUCUAUGGGAGUUGCUCAGGCUGUGCGUCAAAGUUCCAAUAUCGUUACAACAAUAGAGUCAAGUCCGAGUAUAUAUCCGCCGUGUAUCUCGUCUCCGGCGGUGGCUCAAAAUCUCGCCGACGGUCUUACCGGGAAGUCUCCUCCGCUAGUCCAAUCCGUAAGCUCCUCUACUUUAGGUGGUUUAUUGGCCUGGUUUUUGAGGAUAAUAUAGAGAGUUUAGCCCAUGGUGUUUCCUUAGGAGAUUUUAAAUCCAUAAUCAAGCUAAGUUGUGAAAGGCAUUUACUUCACAUUGUGUUAGUGUCAUUGAUAGUGGCAAUAUCGGUGUCUAGUGCCAAGUUUUGGCAAUUUAGGAAUGAGUGUAAAACCAAGAAUUCUGAAACAUUGGUGACUCGAACUGAAGCUAGUGCGACUAUGUCACCGGCUUUGGAAGAUUGCAUAAGGACAAGUUCGGUGAGAUCCGAAUCCUUACAAGUGGUUCGAGCCUUAGCGUUAGGCUCGAAAGUGAAAGUUUUCAAACUAUAUGGUUUAGUCCAUGACUCUUCAUGUCUUUCCAAAAGAUGUGGAUCUAUCUUCUUAAGUGUUUAUUUAAUUCUCGCAAAAAAGGCAGUUUAUGUCAUUGUAACCGGAUCAUUUUAA